GUGGCUUUAAGAGCGCUUCGGUAGCUCCAGAUCCAGCCGGGCUGUCCUUCGCGGCUGCGCACCCACGCGGAGCAGAGCCCGGCGCUGGCCGGACGGGCCUGGCUGCUGCCAGGCUGCUGAGAACCAGCCCUAGACCUCUGCUUGAGGGUACUUCCUCUGAAGACAUCACCAGUGUGUGGAGCCUGCCCCACACCCACUCCCUGCUAAACCACGGCCUUUACCUGUGUCUUUCGGUGUUUCCCGUGCGACCCAACCUGUGGGAGUGCCUCGUGGGCUGCCCCGGAGUUCACCCCACACUCAACGGCACCAAUGGUGAAGAUGACAAGAUCUAAGACUUUCCAGGCAUAUUUGCCCUCCUGUCACCGGACCUACAGCUGCAUUCACUGCAGAGCUCACUUGGCCAAUCAUGAUGAACUCAUUUCCAAGUCGUUCCAAGGAAGUCAAGGACGAGCAUACCUCUUUAACUCAGUAGUUAACGUGGGCUGUGGGCCUGCAGAAGAACGAGUUUUGCUAACGGGACUGCACGCAGUUGCAGACAUUUACUGUGAAAACUGCAAAACUACUUUGGGCUGGAAAUAUGAACAUGCUUUUGAGAGCAGCCAGAAAUAUAAAGAAGGCAAGUACAUCAUUGAACUAGCUCACAUGAUCAAGGACAAUGGCUGGGACUGAUCCCACAGCAUCCGUACAACCCAGUGGCAUGUGAACGCCAUCCAACUGAACAUCCUACCCAAGCGUGAGAGAGUGACUGAACACUUGGUUCCAUCCAUUUAGAGGCCCUGCCAUCUGGGACAUCCUCCCACCCUGACACCAUCUUUCUGGUGACCGGCCUCUGAAUCGCUGUCUCUCUGUCUCUUUGCUUUGUAUCUGUUUGUGAGUUGAUCCUGGCUUCUCUCUUUGUGUUGGCUGAAAACAAAACAACGAAAGGAACCGCAUGGCGGCAGCCCACCUUGGAAAGGGCCCCAGGGCCCAUGCAAGAGCUGCCUUCUGGCCUCUUGUCAAGAGAGCAGUGGCAUGUGGGGGUGAAGAAGAGGGAAAAGGGUGAACUAUGAGGGUCCUGGGGUGGGCAGGUGCAGGUGGGUAGAGGUAGGAACAAAAUUGCACUGCUCCUAGAGACCUAGUAACUUAGGCUUGAAAAAAUCAACUUGUCUAAAAGGUCAAAGAGAAAAAAAAAAUACCUCAUGACUGAAUUCUCUUCUGUUCCUGACCCCAAAUGUGCCAGGAGAGCAGAUGAACACAAAAAGGGGCCCCAGUUCUAGCUGACAGGGCGAGGGCCUCAGUCUCAGGCUGAGUUGGGGACUGUUUUGCUCAGCAGUGGGUGGGGUGGGUAAAGCCCAAUGGGUUUUGAUGUCUGAUGCCUCAUUCAGCCUCUGGGCAAUCUUUUCUUUGCCUCUUAGCCAGUAGGUGAGGGGAGAGGGAACUGUGGUUUGUAAUGAACGCAAGAUGCAACUACCCCCAAAAGCUUUGGCUAGCAACCACAUAAAAUCGGUAAUUGAGGAGAGCAAGAUGGGCUGCAGUUUGAGGGCUCCUGAAAAAAUGGCACAUAUUAAGCCAGAAAAAUAAAAAGUAGGACCAGUUAGCAAUUCUCUGAGUGAUGUGGUGGGGGGAGGAGCAGGGAGGAACAGUGUGAGGAAUGUUCAGAUCUGAAGCAAAGCAGGUCAGGUUCAUCUUUCCUCUUUGGGUAUGCGAUGGUUUCAGUGGAAUCAGAAAUUCUUCGUUCUUAGUGUUUUGGGUGUUUUUCUACAGUUCCAUCACUAUAGACAAAAAAACAAAGACCCAAGACUUUGAACCUAGUGAUUACCUGGCUGGCAGAUUCCUCAUGCCUGUAGUUGCUCUUGGACCUGAAUGUCUUAUGUGAAGAGAAAUCUGUCAGUGGUGGGGAAGGGUUAUAAAUUCCAGUAUUACCCCAGGCCCUGUCCCCACCCCCCAUCUAAGCCUCACUGGGUUAGGGAAGUGGAGAGCAGAGAUCCCUUAACGCUCAGGAGAGAAAGAGGAGUUUGUUAUAUUUAAUCAACACUGUGAAGUCUGUUCUACAAGAAUUCAGCCACAACUUACCCAAACUCAUUGAACUGAGUUGAUUUCAUUUCUUAGGCUGAAAAUAUUAUUGUUAAGAUAUGUAAAUAUUAGGUAAUUCUCAGCAUUGCAUUCUCCAAGUAGGCUGAUGCUAGAGAAAAAUUCACCUUUCAAAAAUCUCACAAAACAGUGAGCUCACAGAGCCAAGAAUCUGUAAAAUUGAUUAACCAAGAUUAAAGCCGCCAACCCAGGACAUUUUCAAAAUUGCAUCUGCAGCAGAACCAAAUUCCCACAGGGAGUGAGUCCAUGGUGAAAGUGUCUUUUUGUAUCUCCAUGUGCAGAAUGAGAGAUUUGAGACCAGCAUGGUCCUGCCCUGCCAGUGGCAGAUGGCAGAGUGAUAGAAAACAGGGUAGUGCCACUUUCAGCACAAAAGACUGCCUCUCUUCAGUAACACAAAAGAUUCCUAGGAAUUGAAUUUCAUUCCCAAAGCUUCUUGCGCAGGCCUUUGCAGUGUGUUAGUAACUCCGAAGAUGAACUUGUCCUUCCCAUUUCAUUGCAAAGCAGACGGAGGUUCAGAAGCCUUUAGUUUUUGCUCCCAGAAAAACCGUCCUCUGGCUCCCAGACCCAGGUUCUCAGUAAAACACUUUUGACUUUCACAUUCCUAAGCUGGCUUGCCAGCAAAGAAAUAAUGGAUCCCUUCUACUCUUAUGAAGGAAGUGGCCUUCAUCUAUGGAUUUGAUUAGACUCUGCUCAGGGAAUGUCCUGGCUAUUAAGAAGAAUCCUUUUUAUAAAAACAGAAAAUGGAGGUUAAACCUAGGUAGGUGUUUUGGCUUUAAAACUGAAGUUGGAAUGUGGUGACAUAGAAAUUGGACAUGAGGUGCCCUAGAAUUGGCCAGGGCAGAGAAGGAGACCAAUGUGCCACUGUUCUUCCUUGGGGAUAUGGACUGUUGCAUGGGUCAGAGCAGGCUCCAGUCAGACCCUGGUUGUGUUUCGUUUUGUUUUUCUAAUUACUAUCCAUGGAACAUCCGGUGGGUGCUUAGCACCAGACUUGGCACUAGAGAUCUGAGUAGAGUAUUGGUUUUUCCAUAACUACAGGGGAAAAAACAAAACUCAUUUGGCUUCCCUUUGUAUCAGUGAAACCAAAAGUGCUUCUUAAAAUGUUAGCUCAACUCGUGGCCUGUCUGUCUCACGUUUAGCAGUAUUGCAGAGGCCACAGCUGAGCAAUGGAGACACAUCAACUCAUGGUUUCAGUUAUUCUUUAAUUUCCUCACAAAAUUAUUGACUCAGAGCAUAACCAAAGACCUCAUCCAUUCACCCUCACAGAUUCAGGGAAUUGGAGUUUGUUAUUUAAAC
Messenger RNA from Castor canadensis (American beaver), 3363 nucleotides. RefSeq names its product yippee like 2 (gene Ypel2). Lineage: Eukaryota; Metazoa; Chordata; Mammalia; Rodentia; Castoridae. The record is from RefSeq and is a predicted model, not a curated record.